CUCAAAUCUAAUAAGCAUCUGAGGAACAAAAAAAUGAUGAUCAUCACGAGAACAUCUGUCUUUGCUUUCCUACAAUUGCUAAUGAUUGAAUCAGCAGUAGGCCAGGCACUGGUGAAGCCUGGUUGUAAAGAGCAUUGUGGGAAUGUCAGCAUUCCAUACCCCUUUGGAAUCAGAGCAGAUUGCUACAUGCACAAAGGGUUUGAGGUCUCCUUCAGCGGCACUUCCAACCCCCCUACAAAUUUACUAACCAGCAUAGAGACUGAGAUGCUGUAUUUCUCUCUUGAUCACAGCAUAUUUAAUGUCAAAAUACCAAUCAUCUCCCAGCAGUGUUCUGUAAGUUUGAAUUUUUUGGAUUUCUCGGGAAGUCCUUUCAUGUCCUACAAAAGGAGAAUGUUGUUGCUCCCUGAGGGAUGUGCUCCAGCUGUGUUCGACUGGGUGAUUACUGAUGGGGAUGCAUCACAAUUACCAUAUAGAUAUGAUCAUGCAUUUAAUUGUUCCCAGUUUAAUGACCGGGUGAACAUUCCACCCCCUCAAAUGAGGCGCGCGACCAUUAGGUCGCAGUUUGGUGGAGUUCACGACAGUGGUGGAGCUCGAAGCUCCGACCACCAUCUCACCCAAGCACUAAAGCUUGGGGGCAAACCAUUGGGCCAUAAGGCCCAGUUCAACAACUUUAAUUUAUUGAUAAGCCUCUUGAGUGCAAGAAAACAUUAUCUGCUCCCUUAGACAAAGUCAAGCCUUUCAUCUCAGCCACCAUACCAGAAUAUCUAGUUGGUAUCUGCCAUCCAGAUUGUCUCCACUGAGAACUUUUGUUUCAUGCUGCCCACAGUGAACUCAGCUAUUUUUUGUAGCCUUUCAGAAAUUCUGUCUUCUGGUAGAACAGUCAUAACAAAGGGAGGUUUGUUUG
Messenger RNA from Rubroshorea leprosula, 904 nucleotides. NCBI's taxonomy places the organism in Eukaryota, Viridiplantae, Streptophyta, Magnoliopsida, Malvales, Dipterocarpaceae. The record is from the annotation of a GenBank genome assembly.